CCAAAGUCGAGCGGAAUCAAAUGAAUCGAUAAAACAAUAGCUGUCAAAUUGGCUAAAAUAAGGCCCCGUAUUUUCUUAUAAGAAUAAAAAAAAGUAUUAAACAAAACAAAGUCGGAAUUACUUCCAAAUUAAUUUUAGGAUGUUAUUAAUUAAUUGGACUCCAACGUUAUUUGAUUAAUCAUCACAAAGGUGAUAUUUGAUGGAACAAAAUGAACGAAUCAGACAAAUCCCAUUGCCGUCUUUGUGCCGAAAUAAAACCAAUAGAAAAGCUUAUCAACUUGGAAUCGGAUAUAACUAGGCGUCUUGAUAUUGUUAAGAAACUAAACCGAGUCAACACAAAUUCAAUGAUUAUAUUUCAAAGGGACGUUCUUCCCAAAACUGUGUGUUUAAUAUGUGUCAAUUCUCUAGAUAAAGCCUAUGAAUUUGUUGAAAAAGUUGAACACGCCCAACAGGUACUUAUUAAUACCUAUAAGAAUGUGAAAAAGGAAGAAUGUAUAUCAGAUGAUGACAAUACAGAGCUGCUGUCUCCGGACACUCCUAUUAAAGAAGAACCUGUGGUCCUUGUGGGUAAUUUAACUAAAGUUUCUGAGAAACCUGUUAAAAAGCGCAUACAAAAACCUCAACUUACAUGGAAAGAUUAUAUAUGGACUUGUGCAAAGUGUGGAAGCGAAUUUACAACCAUAGAAGAGUUUAAAACACACUCGAUGACAUACCAUGAAUGCUGCAAUGCAUUUAAAUGCACAGAUUGCAACACAAACAUUCUCCGACUAGAUAAAUUCUUACUCCAUGUGAAGCGGCAUAGGAAGUAUUUAAAACUAUCAUGCUACAUUUGCAAUACGAAAUUUUCAUCAGGUAAUAAAGUUACCUCACACAAAAAAGUCCAUUCAAUGUCCCAAAACAUAUGCUCUGGUUGCAACUCUGAAUUCCAAAAUGUAGAUGAUUUAAAUCAACAUAUAAAGUUAUACUAUAAAAAUCGAGCAGGUAGUACUAUAGCAGUCACGGACACAUCAGAUGGCCUGACAUGUGUGAUAUGUAAAAAGACAUUUAAAAAUAAAGGCAGCUUAAAUGGUCAUUUACUUGUUCACACACAGAAAAGUCCCAAGAAAAGAGCGCACAUAUGUGACCGCUGCGGUAAAGGGUUUUAUAACAAAAGUGACUUAGCAGCCCAUGUAGCAUCACAUGAAGAAGCCCGUCCAUUUCAAUGUGAAAUCUGUAAAGCCGACUUUAAAACCGUAAUUCGUUUAAAAGCUCAUAUCAAAGUCCAUAAUGAUUUUAAGCCGUACUCGUGUCUUCAAUGCUGUCGUCGUUUUCGACUCAGGAAACAACUAAAAUCCCAUGAAAUUAUACAUACAGAUUCCUUACCAUUUGUGUGUCCGUAUUGCAGCAAAGCAUUCCGUUUUAAAAGUAUUUUAGAUUUGCAUUUACGGCAACAUACAGGUGUAAAACCUUACUGUUGUGAGUUGUGUCAAAGGAAUUUCACAAAUUGGUCCAAUUACAAUAAGCAUAUGAAAAGGAGGCAUGGGACUAGCAUGGUCAAAAGAAAACCUAAUAUAAUAGUAGAAAGUACCCCAGUCACUGGUAUGGAUUAUGCACCUCUGCCAGAAAAAACGUUACAUUUUGUGUAAAAUGUUGUGAGAUAAUACUGUAGAUAGAGCACAGAUAAACUUUCAUUUGGCCUGCUCCUUAUAAUGUAAAAACCCUCUCAUGUUUAAAGUAGUAUUUUUAACACGAAUAUUAGAAGAUCAAUGAAUAGUUUAUUUUAUAUAUUUGAUGAAUCCCUGAAUGCAGUGUUGAUUGGGACUACUUAUUUAUUUUUAGUUGCAAGUGUCAUAAAAAUGUAAAAACAUUCCAAAAGUACAAAAUAUAUUAUAUACAAAUGUUAAUAUAGUUUUUAUUUACAAGCCAAUAAAGCUAAACACCUUGGG
Cydia pomonella (codling moth) is the source of this 1925-nucleotide messenger RNA. RefSeq names its product gastrula zinc finger protein XlCGF46.1-like. Gene Ontology annotation, molecular function: zinc ion binding; DNA-binding transcription factor activity, RNA polymerase II-specific; RNA polymerase II cis-regulatory region sequence-specific DNA binding. NCBI's taxonomy places the organism in Eukaryota, Metazoa, Arthropoda, Insecta, Lepidoptera, Tortricidae. Bases 210 to 1625 code for a protein of 471 amino acids. Gene Ontology annotation, biological process: regulation of transcription by RNA polymerase II. The transcript has a single exon. The record is from RefSeq and is a predicted model, not a curated record. Gene Ontology annotation, cellular component: nucleus.